AACUCCAUUCUUGAAUAAUAAUCUACCAAAUUAAUUACAAUUAUUGUGUUCUUCAUCUUUCUUUUUCUUCCAAAACCCUAUUUGUAAUUUUCUUGGCUCUUUCAAACUUAUACCAUCAUCAUGUGUUGCCAAAGUCUUCUUUUGGUCCAAAAAAUCUCAGAACUUUACCACAAGAUCUCCACUCUUGAGAGCCUCAAACCCUCUAAACAUGUCAACUCCCUCUUCUCUCAACUUGUACUCCUCAUUUGCACCCCUUCUUCCUCGUCCAUCGACGUCUCCACGCUCUGCUCCACCAUCCAAACCAUGAGAUCCCAUCUCAUCAAGCUCUGUGGCGAGGCCGAGUCCCUUCUCGAGCAUCACUACUCCACCAUUUUAUCUUCCCACCAAAACCCUCUCGACCAUCUCUCCCUCUUCCCUUAUUACUCCAACUACCUCAAACUCACUCACUUAGAAUUCUCCAUUUUGAACCACCACGCCCCCCACAGUACUACUACGCCUCCCUCUAAAGUGGCAUUUGUUGGCUCCGGUGCACUUCCCUUCUCGUCUAUCAUCAUGGCCUUGAAGUACUUCCCAAAAACCGAGUUUCACAACUUCGACCUCGACCCGUCUGCCAAUGCGAAAGCAUCGAUGCUGGUAGCAGGCGACGUGGAGCUGUCGAGGCGGAUGGUGUUCCACACGACCGACAUCAUGGACGUCGGGUCGGAAGAGUUGAGGGAGUUCGAGGUGGUGUUUCUGGCGGCGUUGGUGGGGAUGGAGAGAGAAGAGAAGGGGAAGGUGAUCGAGCAUUUGAGGAAGAAUAUGAGUGGUGGGGCGUUGUUGAUGUUGAGGAGCGCAUAUGGUGCACGGGCGUUUGUUUAUCCGGUGGUGGAAGCUUGUGAUCUUCGGGGGUUCGACAUUCUUACGGUGUUUCAUCCAACGGAUGAAGUUAUUAAUUCAAUUGUGCUGGCACGAUUAUAAUAAUUAAUAACUAAUAAUGUGUGUAAUUAACAAUUAAGCUAAGUAAUCUCUCUACUUACUUAAUUAAUAUAUAUAUAUCUAUCACAAAUCAAGGAAAAUUAAAGGUAACAGUAUGGUAUUUUCUUGAUUUCGUGGUUGAGGAAUAAAAUUGGAAUGAUAUUGAAUGAAUGAAAUUUGAUUAUUUUGA
This is a messenger RNA of Cucumis sativus (cucumber), 1144 nucleotides long. RefSeq names its product nicotianamine synthase 1. The coding region runs from base 121 to 957 and encodes 278 amino acids. Gene Ontology annotation, molecular function: nicotianamine synthase activity. Gene Ontology annotation, biological process: nicotianamine biosynthetic process. NCBI's taxonomy places the organism in Eukaryota, Viridiplantae, Streptophyta, Magnoliopsida, Cucurbitales, Cucurbitaceae. The transcript has a single exon. The record is from RefSeq and is a predicted model, not a curated record.